AUUCCUUUCCCUCACGACUCAUGCCCGACAAGGCAGGUGCUUAUGGCACUAAAGCCAGUGACACCGACUUCAGAAAGAAAUGGGACAAGGAAGAAUAUGCAGAAAAGGCCAGGAAAAAGGAUUUAGAGGAAAGAGAGCGUAUGCAAGAGAAUGAGGAAAGGUUGAAACAGGGGAAACGGCCUCGGAAAGGCGCCAAAAAGGAUCUACCUAAACCUACAGACCUUAUGAAACAACGAGAAGGUUCACUUGAUUUAGAUAAGAAUCUGAACAAAACUAUGGUCGUCCAGAAUCCUGGUGGAAGAGGUCCAGGACAGCCCGGUUUUUACUGUGAGACUUGUAAUCGAACAUAUAAGGAUACAACGGGAUAUCUUGAUCAUAUCAACAGUAGAGCCCACCUGAGAGCGCUCGGACAGAGUACCAAGGUAGAACGCUCGACACUAGAGCAAGUGCGUGCAAGAAUAGCGUUACUGAGAGAGAGAACGAAAGAGGCUUCAUCUGCCAAAGCCUAUGAUUUUGACAAACGGCUGGCGGAAAUCAAAGCCAAGGAACUAGCUCUUCGGGAGGAGAAAAAGGCCCAGAAGAAAGCUGAAAAAGAGAAGGCUCUGGCUACACAGUUGGCUGAUCCCACUGAGAACAGCGAAAUGGCGCAGAUGAUGGGUUUUGCGGGGUUUGGUUCUUCCAAAAAGUAAACAUUUCAAGAAACAUUUUACACAUGUACUAUAUCGUUAUAGCAGUAGCAGUCUACAUUUACAUAUACAUCUCAUUUGAUUUCCUGCGAACGGUGGAGUUCCGGUCUAACUAGUGUCAACGAGAA
Marasmius oreades (fairy-ring Marasmius) is the source of this 814-nucleotide messenger RNA. RefSeq lists its product as uncharacterized. The transcript is spliced from 3 exons. Lineage: Eukaryota; Fungi; Basidiomycota; Agaricomycetes; Agaricales; Marasmiaceae. Gene Ontology annotation, molecular function: zinc ion binding; nucleic acid binding. The record is from RefSeq and is a predicted model, not a curated record. Gene Ontology annotation, biological process: mRNA splicing, via spliceosome. Gene Ontology annotation, cellular component: U4/U6 x U5 tri-snRNP complex; spliceosomal complex. Bases 21 to 689 code for a protein of 222 amino acids.